AUGGGGUGUGGAGUGAGCAGCAAAGUGCUUCCAGAGACUAUGGAGCCUCCCUUAAAACAAAAAAAUCCUUAUUAUGUGAAGUUGAUACGUGCUGUAAUCCCAGUCCAGUUCUGUAAGGAGCCAGAACCCUGCAAGGGAGAAUUUUGGGGACUUCAAGAGGAACCCAGAAAAGACAAAGAAUUACAAGCGAAGAAAAACCAAGUUGCCCGUUAUCGAGCCAAGUUCGAUCCCAGAGUAACUGCCAGGUAAGGGUAUAGUUGUAAAUUAAACUUUUACAAGUGCGCUUUAACUUUAUAAUGAAUGGGCCAACUGCAUAUAGUGGAAGUCCCCCCCAAAAUCAUGUUCACCCCUGAAAAAAGCAAACAAUUGUAUUUUAGGGUCACACAAUCUUUUAUUCUUGCCUAAGGUAUUAAGGAGUUACUCUUAGCAUAAUUUUGUCUCCACCAUUCAUGUUGUUUAAUUGUGUGAUGCACUACAUGAAAAGUAAAUUAGAUAUCGAACCCGUAUUGUUUCCUUUAAAUAGCCCAAGACCUUUUUUAAAACUCAGUUAUAUUGAAAAUGGCAGCAGACGCUGGUUGUGAGUGUAUAGAAACACAGAAUGUGACAGAAAAGAACUAUUUGGCCCAUCUAGUCUGCCUAUUCAUUACAGGAAAAAAAAUUGUGAAAAAAAACAACAUAAUGCAAGGUAUUAGCGACACUGUGCAGUGUGUGGCCCAUAAUAUCAGGCUAGCAUCGGAACAUACUUAUUCAACUUUAUUAUUUCAAAUUCCAUAACUAAAUGUUUUGUGUACAUUUAUGACCUACUGAAUCUUAAAUUGUCUGUCCUCAUCCGCAGAUCCUAAUAGCUUUACUUUCGUUUACAUUUUAAAACAUGCAAAAUGGUAGUUUCUCCUUUAUGAGAUAAAUGGGAUUUGUAGGUCCUAAUUUCCCAUUGUUUACCGGGAACGAUGUCAGCUAUUAGUUCAAGUGAACAGGUGAGGGGAAAUGUACAUGUUUACACCAGGUAGUGUAUAGUUCUCAAGUUGAUUUACCAGUUUUGGCCCAUCAGCUGUUAUUGCACUACAUAUCCCAGAAUUCUGUGCCAGCCAGUCUUACAAAAUUUCUCAAAACAACAGCUGCAGGGACAGAGUCGGAUGUCAUUGUCCUAUGAAGUUUGUUGUAGAUUUCUACUGAUUAGCAAUACUAAGAGUUUUCAGAGAACUAAUCAAUUUUGAUGCAAAUGUUACUAUCUAUUUAACUUGUUAUUUUUGUGGUCAUCCAUAGAGAGAUAUGUUUGAAUCUAAGAUUCUAACGAAGCUUUACUAAUUAACAUGGUAUAUUAGGAAGGUGGUGAUAAAAUGUUUGGGACUUAGAAUCAAAGCAGUUAAGAAAACACCACACAUUACCUGGGUACAAUAGGUGUAGUUUAAAAGUACACUCUCUGUUUAUUAAAGGACAUAAUACAUGACCAUUAUAAAAACCAAUCGCAAUUAUUAAUGCAGUGCCAACAUAUUACAUAGCGCAGUACAAUAGGUAAAACAAGACAAACAAUUUAUUCUAACAAAACAUGUUUGACAUACGGGGACAGUAGGGGAAGAUUCCCAUGCCCAAAUGAGGUUACAAUCUAAAAAUGCAGACAUUUUAAUCAAAACCUUGAUAAAUAGCAAACCAGAAAAUGCUUACUUUUAUUGUAUUGAUAAAAGAGUAGGAUUUAUUAUGAGAUUUAUCGGAGAAGAAAUACAGAAGAUUAAUGGAUAGCUUUACUGGAGCAGAAAUGUAAUUAAAGUGUAUGACUGGAAAUGUAAAGACUUCAGUAUAAUGUCUUACGACUUUACGUUUGUAUAAUUGAAUGAUGGAGAUUUUUUUUUUUUAGUUCUUUUACUUUCGGAUGAUGGGUUGUUAUAUUGACUUUUUGUUACAUAUGUUUCACCAUGUCAAACAGCUGAUGGUGUAGGUUUUAAUUUCUUUUAAUUUUUAAAAUUACCUUUCAUCCUUAUUAAGUGAUUGAAAAACCAAUAGUGUUAAUUAAACAGAUGGUAUGGCUGCUUUAUUACUAGAUACUUAAUACUUUUGGGCAAGGGUCAGGGGGCAGGGAGUUGACCCCAGGGUUACUAGCAUAGAGCUCAGUACAAUACCGUGCUAACAUAUUAUGUAACUGUAUCAUAUCAUUAUUAUUUUAUACUAGUUCCUUCAGUAUUAGUAUAAAAUAAAAGAAAAAAUUAAAUAAAUAAAAAAAUAACAAAGAGAGUUGAAUUUACUGAUCUGGUGUCAAAUUGUGCUAUUUAUUUGCAUUUGCCCUCCACCCAAGCCAAAUGUAGCCAAUCCUCCCAUGACAGCUACCUUUACACAGAGAAAGACAGUUUACGAACAAACAAAAGAAAAAACAAAAUUGGUUUUAACCUUUGACAAUAUUUGCAGUCUAUUACAUGCAACCUGUUAUAAUUAGCUGGGAGAAAAAUCUCUAUAAGUGCAAACAGUUCACUGUCGUCGUGAACUAGAAGAAAACUAGGAACCCCUAGGGGAACCAGUAAAGUGUGUGUCAGGGGCAACCAAAGCAGGGGGUAACCCUCACAUAACUUGUGUAGAAAAAGAAAAAAUGGAGACCCACAGGGUCAAAGUAGGAAGCCCCUCAAUUAAACUCCAUAUACAUUUAAUAGUAAUAAUAAAAUACUCAUAAACAAAGAAAUAAUCAAAAAGGGAGACUAGAUAGGUAAAUGAAGGAAAUACUGAUAUCUCCUAUUGGAUAAGUGGAUAAAGAAAAUACUGAUAUCUCCUAUUGGGAAUAUACUCUAAUUAUAUACUCUAAUUGUAGAAUCACUAGAGGGAAUCUAAUCUACAAGAAGAAGAGAAAAAAUCCCAGUGCAGUACUCCUGUAAUAGUUAUAUGUAAAUAUCUAUCAUGGCAUCUGUAAAGUAAAUAUAUAGUUGCCCCCACAUUGUGAACUAACAGAGUUUUUCACCAAAGUGAGAAUUAUUGGGAUUUCUGGGUGGAUUUCAAAUUUAAGACCAAAAUUGCUGGACUGGAAAAAUGUUCAUUCUCACUUUAGUGAAUUAUCCUGUAUGGGCUGAUCUAACCCAUGGCAAUGAUCUGGUGCAAUAAACUUGUUAAAUAAAACUACAGUUUUUGGGGGUACCAGUAAAAGUUAAAAGUUAGACCACUGGGUGUCUGCUAAUACCCAAAGUCAUGCAAAAGGAAUGGGUGAAUAAAAGUGUGUAAUGGUUCAGUGUAAGAGGGAAUUGGAUACUAAUUCAGAUGGCACGGUACCUACUACUGCAGUUAUGCUGAUAGCAUUGGGAUGUAUUGUGGAGGAUACGAGUCUGCUGACCAAUGUUGCUCUUAAUAGUUUAUCAGAAGCCCUUGCGGCGUUGCUCUCAUUACUUGGAUGUAGCUACUGACUCCUCGACCUUGCAUGGCCGGUUAUAAUUAAUAUACCUGGAGACCUGUGCGUCUCAUUAUGUAAACAAAGAUUUGGGAAAAAAAAGAUAGGUGUCCGAUAUAUCCCCUCUUGUCAAGAUGUGGGGAGUAAAGGACUCCCAGGUUCUCCCCUACCAUAUACAUAUUAGUUGGGGUCCUGUGAAUAAAAGGUUGCCCAGUAUCCCAUCCUGUGUAUGGUAGAUGAGAGGUAACUAUAUUGGUUGAAAGCCAGGACAAUGCGCUGUAUACCUGUUGUAAUCAAGGUCGGUGAGUAAUAAGAUUGAGGAUAGAUAGGCCCCAAGUCACGUUUCAUAUAACAAUGUGGCAGCAAUAUACUGGUGUCAUAUACGUCCAUUAUGGCCACUUUGUAAUGUAAGGACUACACUGGAUGCCCGUCCCUCUGCUAGCUCAAAUGUGUGAAAAUACACAGGGUUUUCCCAACCUCAUUAUCAUCAAUAAAAUAAAUUCAAUCUCUUGGUCAAAAGUACAAUUAGUAUUUAACUAGAUACCCCUUACCUCUAACUAGAAUGUGGAAGGUGAUGGACGUCUUCCAUAACGUUAAUAAAAUCCUUCUAAAGUCUCUCCCCCUUCUUGACCAGAUACAAUGUUACCUAUCCCUUCCUCCCAAGUCUUUGAUCUUGUUAAACCUCCCCCCUCAGGCUAUUAUAGUCAUGUCUAUAAUAUAUCUUCCACCCUAACUAUUACCCCUCCCCUGCCCUUUUCUCUCACACUUACUGCUGAGGUUGAGCCAGGGGAAAGUGAAGGGACUUGUGAAGCAGUUCUGCCCAGCGAGCAGAAGCAUUGUUAGAAUUUAACAUAAUAAGUCAUGUGCAGCAAACUCCUAGACUGAAAGUAUAAUUACACAGUCCUGAUUUAAUUACUUUACCAUGGCCUCAAUUUAAUAUUUUUGGAUAUGUUUUUCAAAUAAUUUAAUAUUUUGGCAUAUACGUUAAAAAAUAUUGAAUAUCAUAACAAAUAUUUAAAAUUUAUUUAAUAUUUAGAUUUUAAAAAUAAAUAAAUUUAUAUGUCUUUAUAGACAAUAUUUUUUGACAUUUUAAUAUCCAAAAUAAUACAUUAUUUGAAAAAUAUUACAUUGAGGUCUAGGAGUCAGAACUGCGGGGAAUGAACAGAUCUGGACAAAAACUAGCCGAAAGGCACCAAUGAGGACACACAUUUUUUUUUUUUUUUUUUUAACAUGACUUUCCUUUAUAGACCAUCUUAUGAUGCUGGCCUAUUUAUUGUAGAAUUAGACAUAAAUAUUAUAAAACAAAAAGUAACUAGAAAGAUAGAAACAAUAAAUGUGAUGGCAGAUAAGAACCAUUCGGCCCAUCUAGUCUGCCCAAAUGUUUUAAAUACUUUCAUAUAACUAUAAUGACAACAAAAAAUGAAUAAAACAUGAUUAUGCUGUCAUAUAUCUAUGACUGUAGCCUAGAUUGUGUGUGGUGAACUAUAUAGGAAUAUUUCAGUUUAUAUAGUAGAUUGUAUGUUCGACCUAAAUUUGUCAUGGGUGUAUAGUCACCUAUGCAUAGUUAGGUGUCCUGGAUUAUACUUUACAUAAUGUUUAUUUUCGACAACAAAUGUGCACAUAUACCCUGCAAUUUGUGGAAUAUUUCUAAAUUUAGUGAAACUGCACUAGACCUGUACAAUGACAGCCAUGGGUUAGGAGUUCAGAUUUAGGGUCGUUGUGUUCCGGCUAUGCUACAGUGAUAUUUCACAAAUUAUAAAUAGAUAACUCUUUUGUAAUACACAGGUACAAUUUAAAUGCAUGUGUUCAGUUGUAUUAUGAGAACAAUGGUCUACGAAGUGUCGCAGACCAUUUAUCUCUGUCCUAUAUUCUUUCUGUUCAGAAAUCGUGGACCCAUGAAAGUAUUUGAGUAAUGACAGCAACAAUAUUUGAUCUUCUUAUUUGACAAUGCAAGUCCAGACAUGCAAAGGUUUAUCAGUAAUACGAGGUCUAUGUGUUUAUUCCCGUGGACUUUUUAUUACUGAUGAAAAUUAGGCUUGAAUUACGUAAAAGCUUUAGAACAUGAGAUUUUGUUAAUUUGACUCACAAAUUAUAGUUCUAAGCCUUAUUCAAUUCAAGUGCUAACCCUUAGAUAAUGCUCUUUUCUAGAUCAGGAGACUUUUAUAAACUUAAUUUCAUAGUGUGAUGAAAGUAACCUCGUCACUGGCUUUUGGAGGGGCCUGUUUGCCAGCCUCCUACCCUGUGAUUAUGGCCCUGUGACGAACUGAAUCUCGUCACAGGUUCUUGGAGGGGCCUGCUGGCCAGCCUCUUGCCUCAGGACUAUGGCCCCUGCAAUAUACCUUGUCCAAUGCACUUUAAAAGGCUCUGUUCAUGUGAAGUAUGUAAUUUUGUACUCCAGAUAGAGAUACCGACCAUUAGCCCUAAUUCUCUGGAACUGUUUUGGGCAUGGGACUGUAGUAGAUUAUUUUCUGCAAACCAAUUAGUUUGAAUGACUAUCUGUUCCUGUCCAAAUUAAAGAUAAUAAAGUUGCGUGCACGCAGAAGUAAAUUCACACUGAAACACAGAGUUCAGGUUAAUGAAAGAACUUCGGAAAAGUUUAAUGGCUUCUAACAGAAAAUGGGUGCGCAGACCCUUAUAAAGGCAUUUUUACAUCACUGAAGAAUUCAAGAUAACAGCAAAUAAACUUUAAUAAUUGGUCCAGGUGUUAAGUGGUUAGUUAGAUACCCUCCCAUCAAGAGGUGAUGUCAUCCUUGACACGGGGGUGGACACAAGAUGUAGGCGCCAUCUUGUUAGCACGAGGUGUUCACUCAAUGGGAGGGGUGCUUUGGCAGCCAUUUUGAGUAGUUAGUAUUGUUAGUUUCAAGGUUCUUUUAGUAAAUACACAUUUUAUUAUUCAGCACAUUUCUUCCUGCCAAAGCAUUAGCUUAGAUAAUUUCAAGAAUUCUAUAAUUCUACAACAGGACCAUGUAUAGGUCAAAAAUAAGACUUACAGGAAAUUCCUGAACCCCUGAACUGAUCUGGGUGAUUUUUUGAUAUGUUGGUCACCCAGAUCAGGGCUAUCAGUGGAUGUGACAUUUUGGGGUUUUAUGUAUUUUUAGGGUACUUUUGGGGUGUUUUAAAAAAGUAUGUUUUUUCUGUGCUUGAAGAUAAUUGGAUUAGAAUUAGUACAGUUACUGAUCCAAUUAUCUCCCAAACAGAGGGGAGAGUCGUGCAUUUUAACUCUGUUGUUAUUUGUUUAUAAGUUUGUGUCACAGUCCCCAACAAGGUUCAUGUGGGUGUCACCCAUGCAUGGGGACUUGCAUAAAAGGCCAGUAUGGCUACCAUUAAAACAGAAUGCUUUACUCCUUCAUGAAAUCUUGGCUCAUGUGUGGGGGAUUGGAGAACUAGGAGAGGUCUACCCACUGGAAGCUGGAUCCUGGUCUUGGAUCAGUGAGGGUGGAAGACGGCGAGACCAUAACCACUGUAAACCCUCAGUUCGUGGGGUUUACGGUGGUUAUGGUGUUCCGGUGCAGUGCUUAUGGUACUGAAAGAUUACUAGGAAGCAGCGAUUGACGGUGGUACCUGGUCGGGGUGCAAGGCGGUCCGUCACACAUAGUUACUAAAAUGGAUCCAGAGUCCUUUAAUGGUAAUAUUUCCCACAAUAUAACCUUCACAUUUAUUUAUCAAGAUUACCAGUUGGAUUACCAAUAUUUUUAAAUAUAGGAUAUUAAAUAUAUUUAACAUAACAUCAAGAUGUAGCUAAUGAUUAAUAGGCACCAUUGAGAGGAAACAAUUGGGGUUUGGUACACUCAUUGAUAUAAGGAUUGGGCAUUGGACAUUUGUUGUAAGUGUAUAUUUAGUGCUAGGGUGCAUAACCCAUGGGUCAACGGAGGAGGGAUAUUCAUUAAAGGAACACUAUUGUGACAGGAACACAAAUGUGUAUUCCUGACACUAUAAUGUUAAAAACACUCUUCAGAUUCUUUGCCCUACUUACCUCCCAUUGAAAAGGUAUUUUAUGCCUCCAUGGCUAAGAUCAUUAAAUUUGAUGAUCACAGCUAAUCCAUUGAGAGGCUACAGCAUCUCCUCAUAGAGAUGUAUUGAAUCAAUGCAGCUCCAUUGGGAGUGCUCUGUGUCUCCAUGCAGAGUGAUGUUCAGCACUAGACUAGGAGCACCUCUAGUGGUCAUCUGAGUGACUGAUUGACUAGGUUGUAAUGUAAAUACUGUGAUAAAACACACAAGUAAUGUUCUCUGAAAUGACAUUGUUUGUAAUAAAAAGCAUGCAGGAAUGGGCUGUAGAUAGCAGAACAACUACAUUAAGAAGCUGUAUGUGUUGGUCCCUUUAACUAUGUGACCCUAUAUCUUGCAUAGACAGUGAUGGAUAGACCAGUAUGAUAGACCAUGUGCUAAUUCUCCCCAGACUAGUUAGUGGCUUUAUCAACACAACCCAUAUGAUGGAAGACAGAGAGUGGAUUGGGUCUCCCAACUCGGUUAUAACGGUUUAUACUCUAUUUCACAUGGGUGAAGGGAUAGGACUCACUUAUUUGGUAUUUGUUUGUCUAGAGCAGGUGUAGGCAAGCUUUGGCACCCCAAAUGUUAUGGACUACAUCUCCCAUAAUGCUACUACAGCAUUUUGGCUGUAGGAGCAUUAUGGGAGAUGGAGUAAACAUCUGGAGUGCUGAAAGUUGUCCACCCCUGGUUAGAGUCACCACAGUUACCAAAUAAUGUUCCGUUCCCCACUGUAAUGGGAUGAUUCAAUAGGAAGUCCGAUGCACUGUAAUUGGAUGUAUGAUAUAUUUACCCAUAAUUCUUUGCUUAGCAGGAGUUCUGCUUGAUAAAGGCUCCUGUCUGAGCAGAAACUUUGGAAUUCUAAAAUAAAUAUGCCUUGGAGUUCAUUACUGGCUUUGUGCACAGUCCCUCCUACUGUUGUAGCAGGACUUCUAGGGCCCACAGCUGUUUUACCACCAUUACCGAGUGAUCCGAUCCUGGUACUCCACUCAUUUUUUAAAUAUUAUUUUUAAUAUUGUGUAUACCACGUUGAUGUUCAGUGUAUCAAAUUACCAGAAUUUCCCCUGGAUUCAUCUCACUUGGUAAAUUACAGGACAAUUUGUCUACAAUUCAGUUCAGCCAAAAUGCUUAUUUCUCAGCAGAACGACCUGAGUAUGUAAAUUCACAGUUAUCCUGCCAAUGGAAUUUUGUGUAUUGCUAAAGUGGAUUUUUAAAAUUUUUAAUCUAAUCUGGAUAUUGUACAAACAUGUAGCAAUUGAGCUGCCAAAUGUUGCUACAGCAAGUAACAAUUUAAGGGAAUACUCUAGACAGAUAAAUCACUUCAAAGAAUUGCAAGAAAGGGUCAGUGCUGAAUAAAGUUACAAAAUAAAAAUUGAUUAUGGGCAGCACACUUUGAGAUAGAAAGGGGUUCCCUCCUAAAACUCCAACGUAAACAGCAAGAAAGGAGAAGGAGAAUAAGGUUGCGCCCAAAACAUAAGAAAAUAUGAAAAUUUUAUGAUAAUGUGUUUGAAAUAAAUUGUCCAGUGAAUAUGUAAAAUACAAAUAAAAAUGCUAAAAAAGUCUUAGAAAAGUCUUUAAAAGGAACAGCCAAUCUUGAUAUAAUAGGAGCGUUCUUGAGGGAUUUUCUUCUCGUUCCAGAGGUGUAUGGAAGACACAAUAUUUAAAAACAGGGGAACUCCAAUGGUGUUGUAAGUAAUACAAAAAAUAAAUAUAAAAGUAGAUGGGAUAUAUACUACUCACAUUUACCAGAGCUUAAUCCAGCUCUGGUGUGUAUCGCGUGAAGCGAAAUGAUCCUCACUUCUAGGAUAUAGGUGGUUUAUAAUAUUCCCAGGUAAUUCCAGUGAUGAUAUUUCCGAAACCAGAAAAAUAAAAAUGGCAAAAAUAGUGCUCUCUGUAGCCAAAUAGUAUUAAAAUAUUAAAAAAAUUGAGGAAAUGUACUCACAUUUUUCUGAGCAGACUCACUGCUCGAUGAGUAGGGCGCUGGUGGUAUAUUCCCCACCUAGGAUUCUUUUUGUCCUUGCUUGAAAAAGUCGAGUCAGGAUGCCAGGAUUUAAAAGAUAUUAAAACAAAUAUCCUUCAGCUUACUGAAAGGCUUUAUGUGUAAACUUUCUGUACCCUUUCUCCUAUCUUAUAAAAGACAUUAGCAUUUUUAUAAAUCUCCCUACAGUUUUCUUAAUCAUUUACUCGAAACUAAAGGCUACUUAUAGAGAAGCAAUGAAUUCAUUGCUUCUUGAGGGGAUAUUGUGUGUUGGUGUGUGGGGACUGAAGUAAAUAUAUAUUAAAGAGGAACACAACUUUUUAAUUUACUACAACUGUGACAGAGUUGGUUCGUAUUCAAUUUGCUAAUUGACUCUGUUUUUAUUGAUACUGGAGGAAUCUGGCAAAGAAGUCCAUGCCAAAGUCAAUCUUUCCAUUUUUGGUUGAGUAUCCCAUUCUUGUAGGAAAAGGUUAGACCACUGCAGAUGAAGAAUGAGUAUCCACUUCUGUCUGACUCUGGAUAUCCUAGUCCUCAGUCAACUAAAAAAAAUGGUAUAUACCCAGGUGUAGUACUCCUUAAACAUUUGAUGUUAGAAACAUAGAAACAUAGAAUGUGACGGCAGAUAAGAACCAUUCGGCCCAUCUAAUCUGCCCAAUUUUCUAAAUACUUUCAUUAGUCCCUAGUCUUAUCUUAUAGUUAGGAUAGCCUUAUGCCUAUCCCACGCAUGCUUAAACUCCUUUACUGUGUUAACCUCUACCACUUCAGCUGGAAGGCUAUUCCAUGCAUCCACUACCCUCUCAGUAAAGUAAUACUUCCUGAUAUUAUUUUUAAACCUUUGUCCCUCUAAUUUAAGACUAUGUCCUCUUGUUGUGGUAGUUUUUCUUCUUUUAAAUAUAGUCUCCUCCUUUACUGUGUUGAUUCCCUUUAUAUAUUUAAAUGUUUCUAUCAUAUCCCCCCUGUCUCGUCUUUCCUCCAAGCUAUACAUGUUAAGAUCCUUUAACCUUUCCUGGUAAGUUUUAUCCUGCAAUCCAUAAACCAGUUUAGUAGCCCUUCUCUGAACCCUCUCUAAGGUAUCAAUAUCCUUCUGAAGAUACGGUCUCCAAUACUGUGUACAUUUGACACAUCAGUCCUUAAUAUGUAGGUUCUCCACACUGGAAUUUCCAAUAUGUUCCAAGUUAUAAAUAAACAUUUAUCAGAAGUGACUCUGGGAUUACCUAUUGCUAGAAUUAAUUGGCUCCUCAGGGUCAAAAGCUUUUAUUGCAAAACAUUUUACACACCUGACUUACAUCAAUAUAGCUUUCAAAUCCCUGGAAAAAGUGUGAAGCAGGAGAGACAUGCUAUACCCAAACCACACUAUGACUGGGCUUGGAUAAUGGAACAAACCUGUCAAACAUAUGUAAACUGUUCAUAGAGGGAACAAUAUGUUAUACGUCUGAUAGUUCUAAUUAAAAACUAUUUCAAGUUGCUCUGUUACCCUUGUAUUUUGCAAAGACCCCUGGCUACAUCGCCGCUUGCAUUACGGUGAUGACGGGGUGUAGGGGAAAGUAGUUUUUACUUACCUUAACCUGUCCCUCACGGGCACAGCAAUCUUCUUCAAGGUCCUCUUCAGCUACUGGAGGUUCAUCUGCCAGAAGCCCACGUCAACACUGUACUCUUGCCAACGUCAACACUGUACUCUUGCCCAUGUGCAUUUAGUACCACAUUGAUGUCUAUGGAGGAUCCUAGAGGACCAGAGGUUCUGAUAAAGUAAAUUAUGUUCUUUCAUGAAACACAUUGGGUUAUUGUGUGGAUAUGGUUGAUCCUCCUUCUGUGACAAGUAGCUGGAAUGCCCUGGACUGUCUGGGCUACCCUUGGAAUGCAUGCCCUCACAUUUUCCUGUGGGAGAUCUGGUGGUUUAGUCGAGAGCCAGUCCUCGAAGGGAACAUGAUGUCAUCUUCACUAGUGGUUUUUCAGAUCGGGUUCCUUUGCUCGAGAACCGAGAGGGAGUUUGUAUCUCCUGAAAAACAUUUCCACCAGCUCCAUGUUCUAUAGUAUUCACUAUGGGCUUUUUUUUUUUCUUUUUUUAAACCCUGUGCACUCACCUGGAAAUAUUAAUAAGUGAACCAGCAACUUCUAUUUAUGGACUUUUUAAGACUGUUGUUGAUUAAUUGUAUACAUUUUAUAUCACCCAGUUUUAAUACAAUUUGUUUAUUUGAUUAUUUCUUUGUGAUCAUUAGCCUUUCUAUCAGCCCCAGGUUAUUUCUCCAUUUCACAUUACGUACAUUAGAAGCUAUUUUGUUAGUUAUAUUUGGGUGCAUUAUAUGGUUUACUACUUACCUGUGUGAGUAAAGGAGGAGACUAUAUUUAAGAGAAGAAAAACUACCACAACAAGAGGACAUAGUCUUAAAUUAGAGGGACAAAGGUUUAAAAAUAAUAUCAGGAAGUAUUACUUUACUGAGAGGGUAGUGGAUGCAUGGAAUAACCUUCCAGCUGAAGUUGUAGAGGUUAACACAGUAAAGGAGUUUAAGCAUGCGUGGGAUAGGCAUAAGGCUAUCCUAGACUUAAGAUAAGGCCAGGGACUAAUUAAAAGUAUUUAGAAAAUUGGGCAGACUAGAUGGGCCGAAUGGUUCUUAUCUGCCGUCACAUUCUAUGUUUCUAUGAGUGACAGUUAGACGAUAUUACCCCCUCCCCUUUUUUAGUUUUCUUUUUGUUAGUUGUAUACGCAUUCAGGUCUGAUACAUUUUAUUAAGCAAGAGACAAACUAAAUACUGCAUAUGCUUAAAAUUGACACAUAUAGCUCCAUAUUUUGACUUGAGUGCAUUAAAUAUUUUUCCUGGAAUGCAUGUUGGUACUCCAACCAUCUGUAACAAUUAAGCUUAGAAUGAUGCUUUUUUCUGGAACAGUGCCCUGUCUUUCAAAAAUUUAAAUAGAUACAACAUAUGCAUUUUAAUGUGCUAAAAGUCUGUGUAAGCCCAAAGAGAUAUAUUAGCUAACAUUUGUUACGGUCUUUUGAACUUCUCAGUCACUUUGUCCAUCGAGGGUGUUUUCCACCACCAAGAUUAAUAAAAGCUUUUACUUAGUGUAAUCGAUAACAGUGUCAUUUCCAAAAAGCUACUUAUUUUCUUUUACUCAUUAUAAUGAAUGCUAAUACAGUUGACAAUGAAUGCUUGUCUAUGAGAAUAUCUGGACUGAAUGUCUUUCAGCUCAUUAAAGUGGUCUGGGCGCAAUGUCCCAUCAUCCUUAACCCUGAGCAUGUAAUUAUUGCAGUUUUUAUAAACUGCAAUAAUUACCUGCUUGGGUUAACUCCUCAUCUAGUGGCUGUCUACCAGACAGUCACUAGAGGGACUUCUGGGCGUGAAGGUGACUUUUGCCUAAAUGCAUGAGGACUUCCAGCGUCACCGUAUUCCCCAUAGGAAAGCAUCGAAUAAUGCUUUCCUAUGGGGAAAUCCUAAUGCGAGCGCGGCCAUUGCAUGUGCGUUAGGUCUCACCCCGGCUGACAUCAGCAGGGAUGGAGCCUUGCCGGAGCCAAGGGACAUAAACGCUGGAUCCUGGUAAAUGACGGAAGGGGUUAUUAACCCCUUCUGCACCACAGGAGGAGGGGGGUGGGGUGGGGUGAGGUUGACAGAGGGGGAAGCUAUAGUGCCAGGAAACAGAGUUUGUUUUCCUGGCACUAUAGUUUCCCUUUAAAUUCUGCUUUUGGAACAAGGAAAAAAUAAGCCCCAAUUAAAACCCCAUUAUGUUUAAAAAUGUGCUUGCAAAUGUUCUAGGUUAUACUAGGCAAAUGAUUUCUGUUCACACAAAAGUGAUUCAGCAGUGUUUCAAUUAAUAUUAGUUGUGUUUGAUUGUCUUUGAGGGCUGCAUGUCAUAUUAUGGCUGUGAAAGUCAAAGGCUACUAGCAUAUGGUGACUGGCUGUCAAUUAUCACUGUUUAGUGCAUGGGUCGUCAACCUGGUCCCUACUGCCCACUAGUGGGCGUUUCAGGAUUCCAGGUGGGCAGUAGGGAUUUCGGAGGCUAAAUCCUCUUUUUAAGAGGAUUUCUCCUUUGGGCGGGCGCGACCGGCUCUGCGGGCGCAUGUUUUCAGUGACCGGCAGAAGGAAGUUCUCCCUCCUGCCAGGCCACCUUCUGGACCCCCCGGCAUGGCAGAGUUCUAAUCAGACGUGGCGAGGGAGCUCUAACCUCUCUGCUUUGCUCCCUUGCGCGAUGUUUGCUGAUGCUGCGGGAUCAGUAGACAACCCGAGAGGGAGCAGAGCAGAGAGGUUAGAGCUCCCUCGCCGCGUCUGAUUACCACACAGCCGUCCGCCGAAGUGAAGCCACACUGGAUCCCAGGGACAGAUCCACACCAGCUCUCCAGGUAGGGAGGCUGGGUGGACAUUUAAUAUUAAUAAUUUGUGUGUAUAUGUGUGUGCCUGUAAGUAUAUGUGUGUAUGUGUGUGUGUGUGUGUGUCUGUCUGUAAGUAUAUGUGUGUGUGUCUGUAAGUAUAUGUGUGUGUGUCUGUAAGUGUGUGUUUGUGUCUGUAAGUAUGUGUGUGUGUCUGUAUGUGUGUGUGCGUCUGUGUGUCUGUUAGUGUAUGUGUGUAUGUCUGUGUAUGUGUGAGUGUCUGUAAGUGCAUGUGUGAGUAUGUGUAUGUUUGUGUGUAUGUGUUUCUAUGUGAGUGUGUGUGUGUCUGUAAGUGUAUGUGUGAGUGUUUGUGAGUGUGUGUGUGUGUGUCUGUAAAUGUAUGUGUGUGUGUGUGAGCAGAGUACUUGUAGAAUAGAAGAAAGAAGGAGCAGAGUAUUUGUAAAAAAGGAGAAAGAAAGAAAAGGAAAAGGAGAGAAUUAUUGUUGACUAAUACUAGUAAGGGGGCUACCUAGCUCAGCCUGCCUACGGGGCAUUGCCAUAAGGAAGGUUAAGAAAGAUGCAUUAGUGGGCGGUAAGUAGAAAAAAGUUGACUACCACUGGUUUAGUGGAUGAAGCCAGGGCCGGACUGGGACAAAAAUUCAGCCCGGGCAUUUAAAGGCAGAGCAGCCCUUGGAGGGGCGUGGCUCAAGAGGAUGCAUGUGGUGUCAUCACAAAUGACAUUCAUGCCUCUCCAAAGUGGGCACAUUUGUUUAAUACCCCUCAGGAUAGCAUGGGGCUGAUAGGCAAUGUGUGUGUGUGAGGGGGAGACUAUAGGGGAUGUUGUGAGGGCGGAAUAAGAGAUCUAGAGUGUGGAAGGGGGAAAUGGGGCUGCAGUGUGAGAGAAUGGACAUGGGGCUGCAUGGUGUGAGAGGGGACAUGGGGCUGCAGGGUGUGAGACGGGGACAUGGGGAUGUUGUGUGUGAGGGGGCAGGGGCUGCAGGGUGAGUGGGGGACAUUGGACUGCUGGGUGAGUGUGGGGACAGUGGCUGCUGGGUGGGAGGUGGAGACAGUGGCUGCGGGUGGGGGGGCAUGGGCUGCUGGGUGAGAGGUGGAGACAGGACAUACAGGAAAUGAGAGAGGCUGCUGAGUGAGAGUAACGGCAGGGUGUGAGAUGGGACAUGGGACUGCUGGGUGAGUGAGGGAGACAGGGGCUGCAGUGUAUGGGGACAUGGGGCUGCAAGGUGAGCGGAGAAGAGGGGGGUCCUGGUGGGAGUGCUGGGUGGCAGGACAGAAGCUUUUGGGUUAGAGGGGGAAAUAGAGGAUGCAGGGUAUGAGAGGGGAAGACAAGGGAUGCUGGAUAUGAGGGGGGACAUGGGUGAGAGGGGAAGACAGGGGUGCUGGGUGGGGGGACAGGGGCUGCUUGGUGGGAGGGGAAGAUAGGGGAUGCUGGGUAAUAGGGGGAGACAGACUGUACGAAUGAGAGGGGCAGGGGCUGCAGGGUACGAGGGCGGCAAGGGAUGCUGGGUGAGAGGGCAAUACAGGUAGUCCUCUGUGAGAGGGGGAGAAAGGGGCUGCAGGGUAAGACGGGGCAGGGGUUGCAGGGUAAUAGGGGGACAGGGGCUACAGAGUGAGAGGGGACAGGGGCUGCAGAGUGAGAGGGGCAGGGGCUGCAGGGUAAGAGGGGGGAAGGGAAUGCAGGGUGACAGGGUCUGCAGGGUGAGAGGGGGACAGGGGAUGCAGGGUGAGAGAAGAAUACAGGGGCUGCAGGGUGUGAGUGGGGACAUGGGGCUUCUGGGUGAGAGGUGGGGACAGGGCAUACAGGGAAUGAGAGAGGCUGCUGGGUGAGAGUAAGGGCAGGGUGUGAGAUGGGACAUGGGACUGCUGGGUGAGAGAGGGAGACAGGGGCUGCAGUGUAUGGGGACAUGGGGCUGCAAGGUGAGAGGAGGGCAGGGGCUGCAAGGUGACAGGUGAAGACGGGGGUUCUGGUGGGAGGGCUGGGUGGCGGGACAUAACUAGGUUAGAGGGGGAAAUAGAGGACGCAGGGUAUGAGAGGGGGAGACAAGGGAUGCUGGAUAUGAGGGGGGACAUGGGGCUGCAAGCUGAGAGGGGAAGACAGGGGUGCUGGGUGGGGGGACAGGGGCUGCUGGGUGGGAGGGAAAGACAGGGGAUGCUGGGUAAUAGGGGCAAAAGAGGCUGGGUGAGAGGGCAAGACAGAUAGUCCUGUGUGAGAGGGGGAAAAAGGGGCUGCAGGGUAACAGGGGGCAGGGGCUGCAGGGUAUGAGGGGGGCAGGGGCUGCAGGGUGAGAGGGGGACAGGGGACGCAGGGUGAGAGGGGGACAGGGGCUGCAGGGUGAGAGAAGAAGACAGGGCUGCAGCGUGUGAGUGGGGACAUGGGGCUUCUGGGUGAGAGGUGGGGACAGGGCAUACAGGGAAUGAGAGAGGCUGCUGGGUGAGAGUAAGGGCAGGGUGUGAGAUGGGGCAUGGGGCUGCUGGGUGAGAGAGGGAGACAGGGGAUGCAGUGUAUGGGGACAUGGGGCUGCAAGGUGAGAGGUGAAGAGGGGGGUCCUGGUGGGAGUGCUGGGUGGCGGGACAGAACUAGGUUAGAGGGGAAAAUAGAAUGUGAAGAAAUUCCCCUAUUUUGCUUUAAAAUUACAAUUUGUAUUCCCUUCUUUCAUGUUAGCUUUCCCUAUGGCAUUCGGUAGGUAAAACUACCGAAUCGAGACCACCCCGUUGCCCAUUAUGAAUACUUUACCACCCUGCUUGCUGGGCAUGUUCGACAAAAGUUCUGCACGAACAGUAUGCACCGCCGCCAUUUCGGGACUUCCACGUCUUCACGGCCAUUUUAGCUCCCGAACAGCGGUGUUUGCCGUCGAGUGUCUGGAACUGAAAACGGACACUCAAAUAGGCGAACACCGCUGAAUCCUCCAUACCUUCGGUAAAACCCCAUUAAAACUACCGAAUGACCGGGCAUUCGGUAGAAAGACUCACUGACAGAUGGGGAGUCAAGCGACCAAGUCCUUAGGGUACAUCCAAACUUUGGGGAAAUUAUGUUCCGUUUUAAUUAUGUUAAAUGGUUAUCUGAGGGAGGAGAUGUACAGUAUGUAUAUUGUUAUGAUUGGUUGUACAGUUAAUUAUAUGGGAGGCUCCCUUGCAUGGGCAGAAUCCCAUAAAAAGAGAAUGCCUGUCAAUAAAUCUUUAGUUCAUCUUUGUACCCUUCUUCUGACUACGUAUGCUGUUUGGGAGUUUGUGAGUUUUACUGAGGGAAUUAUCCAGGGACACUAUUGGAAUUACACUGGGAUUCGUCUACCAUAACUACCGAACGGAGGGCUAUAUUCACUGGGCUCUGGCAGUUCGGGAGGAAACUACCGAUUGAGGUUUAAAUGUACUUGGUUUCCUUACAUAGAGGAUGCAGGGUAUGAGAGGGGGAAACAGAGGAUGCUGGGUAUGAGAGGGGGAAACAGAGGAUGCUGGGUAUGACAGGGGACACGGGGCUGCAAGCUGAGAGGGGAAGACAGGGGUGCUGGGUGGGGGGACAGGGGCUGCUGGGUGGGGGGACAGUGGCUGCUGGGUGGGAGGGGGAGACAGGGGAUGCAGAGUAUCAGAGGGGGAGACAGGGGAAGACAGUGGAUGCUGGGUGAUAGGGGGUACAGGGAAUGCUGGGUGAGAGGGGAAGACAAGUAGUCCUGGGUAAGGGGGGGCAGGGGCUUCAUGGUGAGAGGGGGGCAGAGGCUGCAGGGUAAGAGGGGGCAGGGGUUGCAGGGAAUUAGGGGGCAGGGGCUGCAGGGUUAGAGGUGGGCAGGGGCUGCAGGGUAAGAGGGUGACAGGGGAAACAGGGUGAGAGGGUCUGCAGGGUGAGAGGGGGACCUAUCCUGGGAUGCAGGGUGAGAGAAGAAUACAGGGGCUGCAGGGUGUGAGUGGGGACAUGGGGCUUCUGGGUGAGAGGUGGGGACAGGGCAUACAGGGAAUGAGAGAGGCUGCUGGGUGAGAGUAAGGGCAGGGUGUGAGAUGGGACAUGGGACUGCUGGGUGAGAGAGGGAGACAGGGGCUGCAGUGUACCUCCAUACCUUCGGUAAAACCCCAUUAAAACUACCGAAUGACCGGGCAUUCGGUAGAAAGACUCACUGACAGAUGGGGAGUCAAGCGACCAAGUCCUUAGGGUACAUCCAAACUUUGGGGAAAUUAUGUUCCGUUUUAAUUAUGUUAAAUGGUUAUCUGAGGGAGGAGAUGUACAGUAUGUAUAUUGUUAUGAUUGGUUGUACAGUUAAUUAUAUGGGAAGCUCCCUUGCAUGGGCAGAAUCCCAUAAAAAGAGAAUGCCUGUCAAUAAACCUUUAGUUCAUCUUUGUACCCUUCUUCUGACUACGUAUGCUGUUUGGGAGUUCGUGUGUUUUACUGAGGGAAUUAUCCAGGGACACUAUUGGAAUUACACUGGGAUUCGUCUACCAUAACUACCGAACGGAGGGCUAUAUUCACUGGGCUCUGGCAGUUCGGGAGGAAACUACCGAUUGAGGUUUAAAUGUACUUGGUUUCCUUACAUAGAGGAUGCAGGGUAUGAGAGGGGGAAACAGAGGAUGCUGGGUAUGAGAGGGGGAAACAGAGGAUGCUGGGUAUGACAGGGGACACGGGGCUGCAAGCUGAGAGGGGAAGACAGGGGUGCUGGGUGGGGGGACAGGGGCUGCUGGGUGGGGGGACAGUGGCUGCUGGGUGGGAGGGGGAGACAGGGGAUGCAGAGUAUCAGAGGGGGAGACAGGGGAAGACAGUGGAUGCUGGGUGAUAGGGGGUACAGGGAAUGCUGGGUGAGAGGGGAAGACAAGUAGUCCUGGGUAAGGGGGGGCAGGGGCUUCAUGGUGAGAGGGGGGCAGAGGCUGCAGGGUAAGAGGGGGCAGGGGUUGCAGGGAAUUAGGGGGCAGGGGCUGCAGGGUUAGAGGUGGGCAGGGGCUGCAGGGUAAGAGGGUGACAGGGGAAACAGGGUGAGAGGGUCUGCAGGGUGAGAGGGGGGCAGGGGCUGCAGGAGUAGAGGACAGGGGCUUCCAGGGUAAGAGGGACAGAGAUUUUUAGAGGUGAGAGGGGGCAGGGCUGCAGGAGUAGAGGGGCAGAGGGAUACAGGGUGAGAAGAGGGACAGAGGGGUCUGCACAGGGUGAGAGGCAGGGAAUGCAAGUGAGAGGACAGGGGCUUCAGAGUGUUAAGAGGGACCCAGGGAUGCAGGGUGAGAGGAGGGACAGGGUCUGCAGGGUGGGGAGGGGGCAGGGGCUGCAGGGUAAGAGGGGGGCAGGGGAUGCAGGGUGAGAGGGGGACAGGGUCUGCAGGGUGAGAGGGGGGCAGGGUCUGCAGGGUGAGAGGGGGACAGGGUCUGCAGGGUCUUCUGGGUAAAAGGGAAGCAUUGGCAGCAGGGUGUAAAAGAGGGAGGGUCAGGGACUGCUCGGUGAGGAAAGGGGACAUGGGGCAGAAGAAAAAAAAACUUACAUACUCCCCCAUCCCUCUUCCUUACCUUGAUCCUUGGCACGAGAGGAUGCUAGGGAGGAAUUAUUUCCCCUGGUGGUCCAGUGGAAGAAGCUUCUGGUCUACACCCCUUUACAGGUGUAGACCAUGUGCAUCAGUGUGCAGGCUGGUGAGAGAGAUCUUUGAUCUCCCCACUGCACAGAACUCCCUCAAUGGGCCUGAGGUCAGGUACCACCAGCCCUAAAGGGGCUGGCCGGGGAAAUCCUUUGAUCUCCCCUGUCAGCCUUGGCCUAUGGCCAUUGUGGCCCACCGGGCAUUUGCCCGGUUUGCCCGAUGGCCAGUCCGGUCUUGGAUGAAGGCCACAAUGCAGAACAGCGCUGAAAGUAGAUGAAUAUAUAAACCAGGUUUGCAGUACAAAAGAGGUCAAAUGGAGAGAGUAGUCAAAAAUACUAAAGGUCAGAACAGGCGGCACAGGUUCAAAGACGAAGAUUCAAGCAAGGGUCAAAAGCAGGAUACGGCAGAUAGUCUCUGAAGGUCUUUACACAAUCAGGAACACAGUAAAACUGAGUCAAGGGUGUGUGGGAUUUAAAUAGGGAGAGUGGGUGGCCUGCCUACUGUAGCUCCUCCCAGGUCUCCACCUCCUGUACCUUUAAAAAUCUCUGUUUCUCCCGAAGCUCUGCUUUCUGUGUGGCCGCAUGUGAGAAGCAGCGGCGGAGUUCACAUUAAUGUGAGUGGUCGGUCUGGGGGGUUGGGCAGACCGCGCUGUCUGGAGAGUCACGCUACGACACAGGGUCCUCUUGGAUUGAGAGAGACACACGGCAUGGGAGCGUGAGGUAGGAGAAUGUGGAAGCCAGGGCCUGGUACUGGCAUGUUGGUGAGAAGACUUGAAAUGCAGCAAAGGAAACGCUUUCUGUGGUCUUUAACCUACGUGCCUCUACACUUCAGGGGUAUUUAACAUAACACAUAAACACUGGGCCAGUAGAUUCAGAUAGGAAUUUACAAAGGAAUUACUUUAACCCCUUAAGGACACAUGACAUGUGUGACAUGUCAUGAUUCCCUUUUAUUCCAGAAGUUUGGUCCUUAAGGGGUUAAAGACACAUAUGCGAAAAUGUUAACACACAGGAACAACUGACAUUGGUAUAUUAAAGAGUGUUUCUGAAAGGAUAUUAUAAGUACACCGAUCUGUGGACAGUGGGUAUCCUGAGUAUUUUUGAUUUUGUUGCUGUGAAGUUGAUAAAAAUUGUAUCCCAAUAAGCAGGGGUAGGCAGCCUUCAGGACUCCAGAUUUUGUAGACUACAUCUCCAGUGUGUGUGUGUGUGACAGUGUGUCUUUCUGUAUGUAUAUGUGCAAAUGUGUCUCACAGUGUAUUCUGGCGUCUGUGUGAGUCUAUAUAUGUCUCUGCCAUUAUGUAUCUGGAUGUGCCUGAGUCUGGGUCUGUGUAUGGUGCGAAUAUCAAAUAUAUAAUAGCAAUCAUCUGUUCUUAAAAUUAGGUAAAUACAACCUCAAAUGAAAAACAACACAUUACAUAUUAUACCGUGUCAUGAUUUAUUUAACAAAAAUAAAGAUAAAAUGGAGAAUCCAUGUGUGAAAAACUAAAUACGCUGCUUCCAUUGGAAUUAAGAGACUAAGUAGCAGACAGGUGCUGCUAAUCAAAUGUCCUUGAUUAAUCGAUCAUAAGCAAGUGUAACCACCUCUAUAAAAGUCAAUGUUUUAGGAGUUUGCUGGUCUGGAACAUUCAGGUGUGUAUUAACACAAUGCCAAGAAGGAAAGUCAUCAGCAAUGAUCUUAGAGAAGCAAUUGUUGCUGCCUAUCAAAUUGGUAAUGGUUAUAAGGCCAUUUCCAAACAAUUUAAUAUCUAUCAUUCUACAGUGACAAAGACAGUUGCCAAUCUUCCCAGAAGUGGACAUCCUCAGUAAAUCUACCCUGAGGUUAGCAUUUCAGACUCUACAGGCCUCAGUUAACAUGUCAAAGGUGUGCCAGGUGAAAGCCUAUUUUCUCUAAAAAGCACAUGGCAGCAUCUUAAGAAGCCACAAUACGUCUGAAACAAUGUCCUUUGUACAGGUGAGACCUAAGUGGAGAGGUGUGGCCAUAAUACACAGCGCCACUUUGGUGAAAACCAAACUCAGCAUAUCAGCACAAGCACCUCACACCAACUGUCAAGCACAGGGGUGGAGGGAUGAUGGUUUGGGCUUGUUUUGCAGCUACAAGACAUGGGAUCCUUACAGCCAUUGAGGUGACUGCCCUCAAUGACUGCAACGUUCACAGUCACUGAGUAAACUCCUCUGUAUACCAAAAUAUUCUAGAGUGAAAUAUGAGGCCAUUUGUCUGACAGCUAAAGCGUGGCUGAAAUGGAGUCAUGCAACAGGACAGUGAUCCCAAACACACAAGCAAAUCUACAACAGAAUGGCUGAAAAAGAAAAGAAUCAAGGUGCUGCAAUGGUCCAGUCAAAGUCCAGACCUCAACCCAAUUGAAAUGCUAUGGUGAGGCCUUAAGAGAGCUGUGAUAAACAAAUGCCAGCAAACCUCAAUGAACUGAAGCAACAUUGUAAAGAAGAGUGGGCCAAAAUUCCUCCACAACAAUGUGAGAGACUGAUACAGUCAUACAAAAAAUGAUUACUCCAAGUUAUUGCUGUUAAAGGUGGUUCGCCAAGCUGUUGAGUCAGAAGGUGUACUUUUUUGCACAUGACUUCUCCAUUUUUCAUAUAUAUUUGUCAAAUAAAUCAUAACACUGUGUCAUGUGUUGUUGUUCACAAUUAUACAUGCAUGUAACAGUGUGUAUAUAUGUUAAAGCAGAGUUUGUAUAGCUGUAUAUUGUUUAGUGUUCUGUUUUGUAUGCUUAGAAUUAAACUGAGCAAUUUUAACAUCUAGCUUUUGUACUGCCUCAUUUUAUUUAAAUUUAACAGAAGCACAGAUAAAUAGUCUGCUUUAAAACAAAAAAUAAAAAUGACAAUUAAUAUUCUCAUUUGAUCAGUCAUUUUAAAUAAUUAUUAAAUUAAGGUAUUUCUAUGUUCUUUAAUUUAAACUAUUGGAUAAAAAGCCAUAACUUGUGUUAACCUUUUUUUCUUCUUUUUUUAAUUUUUAAUUUUUGUUGUGCAGGUAAGUACAUGUUAGCAUCAAACGCCACAGAAGCGCACACACACAUAUAUAUAUAUAUAUAUACAUACAGGAUAGACAGUGACUUGAGAAGUUGUAAAUUUUUUGUAAACAUAUAAACAAGCUUAACGUAACUGACGAGUCUAAAAUAUGAAAUUGAGUGUAUAUAUGAUAUAGGAAUAUAAUGCAGGAGGAUUUUGUAGUUUAGGCAGAUCUAUGGGACUGGGACAAGACCUCCACCGUUUGGCUGCCAUGGAACGACAGCUAGAGAUGGACUAUGUGGAACUACUAAACCAAUGUCAGCCACAGGGCAUGGACACAGAACAGGAAAACUGGCUGGGAGACCCAGACCUGCCAACCUACAGCUGGGAAAACGCAGCCGAGGUACCCCCUGCUUCACUACCAGCGGCAGAAGUAGGGGACCUCAUAGACUGGUCCUGGGAAGACCCACAGAUGGCAGGUGGAGAUGGGAUGGCGGUCUCUCUACCGGCCCUACAGGGAUGCUGGGCGGUCGGCCCAGAUCUCCAGCGGCAGUGUGUACCCCAGGGAGCAGAAGGUGCAGUCCUUCCUCCCCAGCGGCAGUGUGUACCCCAGGGAGCAGAAGGUGCAGUCCUUCCUCCCCAGCGGCAGUGUGUCCUGCAGGAAGCGGAGACAGUCGGUCUCGCUCCCCAGCAGCAGGGCAAUAUAUUAAAAGGGGAGACAGUUGGUCCCCCUCUCCAACAGCAGAGAGAGUGUCAGGGAGAGGAGCUUGUUAUCCCCUCUCCCCAGCGGCAGUGUGUACCCCAGGGAGCAGAAGGUGCCGUCCUUCCUCCCCAGCGGCAGUGUGUACCCCAGGGAGCUGAAGGUGCCGUCCUUCCUCCCCAGCGGCAGUGUGUCCUGCAGGAAGCGGAGACAGUCGGUCUCGCUCCCCAGCAGCAGGACAAUAUAUUAAAAGGGGAGACAGUUGGUCCCCCUCUCCAACAGCAGAGAGAGUGUCAGGGAGAGGAGCUUGUUAUCCCUUCUCCCCAGCGGCUGAAAGUAUGUAUGGGAGAGGAGCUUGUUACCCCCCCUCCCCAGCGGCAGUGUGUACCCCAGGAAGCAGAGACCGUCUGUCUCGCACCCCAGCCGCAGGACAAAAUAUUGAAAGGGGAGACAGUUGGUCCCCCUCUCCACCAGCAAAGAGAGUGUCAGGGAGAGGAGCAGGUUACCCCCUCUCCCCAGCGGCAGUCUACAGUUCAGAGAGAGGAGCUUGUUACACCCUCUCUCCAGCGGCAGCCUAACCCACCAAGGGGAGAUGUUAAGCCCCACAACUAUGCAGAUGGGACCGUAGUCUCUGCACUUGCAGCACCAGGGGUAGGGACGGUCGGUCCUGUCCCCCAGCCACAGAGCAGUGUAUCCAGAGGGGAGACAGUCGGUCUCCCCCUCCCACAACCAGGCUCCAACCAGGCUACUUCAGUGGUAGCGCUGGCACCCGGGCAGAGUACCGCUGGUCUCUGCCCACUCAGCAACCCACCAAGGCAGUCUACCAGCCCCCCGCACAGCUGUGGUGAGGCACCUGGACAUGGACAAGUUGCUAUUUUAUCCAGGUGUAGUAACCAGUUAUUGUGGGUGGGCUGUAUUGCUGUUUGUGCUUCGUGGGUGGGUUGCUGGACUAACCAGGGCACUGACCGGCAGGAGGUCAGAUACCCUGUUAGUUUGGAUGGUAAAGGGGAGAAAUGUGGCGAAACCGCCUCGCCACGUGUCCUUGGAGGGGGCUGCUUGCCCGCCUCUUGCCUUUGGACUAUGGACCAGACCUUGUGUGAAUGUGUUAUACCCCAGAUAGGAAUCCCAUGGAGCCCAUUCGUAUGAAACUGACUGUAAAGACUUUGGUUCCAUGGCGAUUAAACUGUAUUUGUGUGGUCCGAGCGCCAUUCACUUAAUAAUGUGCGCUCAGACCUGAGCUAUCUGGGGAUAUGUGAAAUGUCUGUGUUAUGUGUAAAAUGUGACUUUAUGUAUUUUAAAGUGUUUUGUGUCUUUUGCAACCAUGUGCUUAAUGGAGUCUUGUGUCUGUCCUGGGAGAUAAUUAAUUACUUAUCUCAGGAUAGAAGACUCUGAAACUGGUUUGGGCCAGAAAGCCAUGCUUCAUUUAGUCACAAAGGACUUUUACUAACUUUGAACCCCUUGUCUGAUUUGUGCCAUUUUUGAAUAUGUUGUUCCCCUGAAUGGAUUGAUUGUGAAUAUGUAAUUUUAUGUGAAUGUGAUGUAUGGUUUUGGAGUUAUGAAAGUUGGGUAGAAAGUAUGUUUUAACUGUAUGUAUAAUUGAGUUUCCUCUCAGGAUAAGGGGAGGGAAUAUGUGGGAUGUAACUGUGAUGUGAUUGGUUGUUUUGUAACGCCCUGUGGGCUGUACUAUGUUGGUGGAUUGGGAAUAAAAGAGACUGUAUGUGACAGUACAGGGAGUUCCUGUUUUAACCCUCAAAGUGAAGUGUCGUCUCAUUAUUGGGGGAAGGAUUUAUUGUAUGCUGUUUGACUGCUAGGAGAGUAAACCUAUUCGUAUGGUUCCUAUUCAACUGUCUACAGCAUUCAUAUGCUUGAGAGCAUUCACAUGCUCCUACGGUUCGGUGGUUUUGGUGUCUGCUGCAGUGCUUGGAGUCCUCAGGAAGUGCUAGGAGCAUCCUUCAACGGAGGUACCCAGUCGGGGUGCCAGGCGAUCCGUUACAGGCAGGCUUGGUACAGAAGGGUAGAGAGUAACAUGUUUGUAAGGAUAAGUGAAAUAACGUGUUCUAGUUGCGUUCUAGCGAUGUCAGUUAAGUACUGGAGGGCACGUUUGUCAGCCAAGUAGCCUACGCAUGUGUAGCUUAUUCAAUGUCGGCUCCUCAACCAUCUCCCCCUCCCCCUGUUGCUGUACUUCACCCAAAGCCUGUGGCCAUGAGAGCCAAGUAUGGAGGUAGUGUCCCGGCAGUCCAAUGCUGGCCGCAGCGCCGGCCCCAGGCUACCAUAAGAGCCCAUGUACUGAUCCCACUGCUGCGGUCUCUCUCAACACUGUGGGUAAGGUCUUGGGGGGUGUUUUCACCGCUGGAGCUCUGGCUUUCUCCUUCCAAGUAUGUGGGUUAUCCUCAAGAGUACCCUUCAACACAACCAAAAUGUCAUCUAUAUAACCCAAAGGUGUAUCAUGGGGAUGUGUGAUGAAAAUUUGUCUGACUUAAUGACCACCUCUUCCCACCAACAUAGGUGCAGGAUGGCAUACAAUGGGGAACAAGCUGUCCCCAACGCAUUGCCCCGCAUGUGGUGGUAAAAUUUGUUGUUGAAGAGGAAAUAGUUGUGUGAAAGGAUAAACUUGAGAAACUUCAAAAUUAAGCUUGACUGUGAUUGGUAGUCUGUCCCCCUUUUUUUGAGGUAGAAUUGAACAUGUUGGAUACCUCCUCCAUGAGGUAUUGAAGAAUACAGAGAUUCCACAUCCAGACUGCAAAGUGCUGCUGAUUAGGGCAAAAUCAGAUCAGAGAGAAGAGCCAGGGUCUGCUUAGUGUCAUGGAUGAACGAGGGUCUUAAGAUUCUGUCCAUAUAGAUACUCCAAUUUUGCAUAAGAUUAUCAACACCGGAUACUAUGGAGCAUCCGGGGGGAUUUUUUAGAUCCUUAUGUAUCUUGGGCAAGCAGUAGAAGGUUGCUAUGCUUGGAUUACGAUUUAAGAUGAAGUCAUAUUCAUCUUCACAUAGCAACCCUCUACUGCGGCCCAUAUCUAGAAUUUAAUCAAUAAAUAAAUGCACAAAAUGGAGUAAGCAAGUGUUGGUAAAGCUCAAAAAACACCUUAAGUGGUAUCCCCUAAACCACUUCUAUAGAAUACAAAAAAAAACAUACAUACAUAUGGUGGAGCUUCUUACAUAGGUGUUCAGUAUAUAUCUGUAAUCAUAUGAGUACAAGACAAUAGUGCAAUAUUGUUGUAACAAAAGUAAUCUAUAAUGUGAACAUAUACAUACAGGAUAGACAGUCAGGAGUCAUAAAUCUCAUAUGACUCGGAUGGUAAACGCCUGUGGACACUUUAAGGAUGUCCAAGCCCCUCUUUUGGUUUCCUUCCCUGGAGUCUGAGCUGCUUAACUCCUCAGGAUGGUAAGUAUUAACCUGUAUCGUAUGUAUGUAUGGUUUUUUUUCAUAUCUAGAAUUUGUUUGUAUUCAUUUAAGUAUACAUUAGUGGGAUCAGAUUGUAAAAUAUGUUAUGUAUUCCUGUCCUUAAGGAUCUUAUGAGCCAUCUCAACAUAGUUUGCCUAAUUCAUGACAACAAUGUUGCCCCCCUUAUCAGCUGAUUUUAAAAUGAUUCCAUUGUCUUUUCUGAGGGACUGCAGAGCUUCGUUUUCAUGUUUGGUUAGAUUCAUAUUCGGAUAGAAUUGCAAAUCAACCAUUUUAAUGUUCUCAAUUUCAAAUUUUACUGCCUCUAUAAAUAGCUCAAUAUUUCAGGAGUUUCCUAUAUUUGAGGAGAAAUGCCUCUUAGGUUUCAGAUCUGUGUGUUUAUGAGUAGUAGUUUCCUCACUGUUACAAGAUGCUUUAAAAACGAUACUAAUUAUAGUAAUUGGCAAAGAAAUCUGACAUUUUAUUACAAAGUAUCUGAAUUGGAAAAAUAACUGGAGAUUGUUUGCAAUUAUUAUUAUUCUUUUUUUUUUAUUUGGCUCAAAAUGUUCAGUUUUAUGUGUCAUUCUCUGCUUCUUAAUUUAUGUGACAUUUGUGAUGGUAAAAAAAAAUAUAUAUAUAAAUUCCCUAGGUAGUGUGUAAUAAAAGAUCAUGCUUUCAUAGGCGGCUUUAGAUUUCUUCCAGGAUCUGCCAAGACUUGUGUUCUGUUCUGCAAUAAUUAACUUCAAAAUAAAAUUAAUUCUGGAUAUGAAAACCUCACUGCCUCUUGUAGAUGAAUUUAUUAAUUUAUUUUGUGAUUAUAUGCACACAUGCUCCCUGCUCAUGUAUUACAUUGCAUAUGACUUCAAACACAUUUUGAUUUAUCACUGUAAUGACUACAGUUGAAUUUUUAUUUAUUUUUAGUAUUAGUGAUUUUGUCAAGAUUAUUCCUCUCUAUACUUCAGCUUACUGAUAACAGGUAUUCUCUGAUUUAGAAGGAUCUCGUUGUUUCUUUCUCUGCCCUGUCUAUAUGGCCAGUAUCUCUCUUCAAAUUAUCAGAGGUACAUGUGGCUGCAACCUGCUAAUAAAAUGGUUCAGAAUAGUACAAAAUAUAUUGAGAAUGUAUUAUUAUUUUUGAACAAGAGAUGAUGAGUAAAAAAAAGCCUACUUUGGGAGUACAUGGAAAAAAACUGGCUUUACCCAGGUCUUUAAACAUGGUGUACAACUGUAAAAAGUGUAUUUUAUAUAUGUUUUGCUUUAUGGCUUUUAAUGAGAAAUCAGGAUAUACAUUCUUAUUUCUUUCAUUGUCAUAUCAUUGGCCUUCAUCAACUCAUCAGCUGGGGCAUUCAGUGUAAUAUUGAGAAGCAGAUAGAUUUUUUUCUUCGGAAGUAUAUUUGUCUGGAGGGUGUGAUAGGAAGUGAAUGAAGAAACAUAGGAGACGAGCUCCCGCAACAGUUUUUGGAACAAGCUUUUAAACAAGUUUUAACCCCUUAAUGACACAACUUCAGAAAUAAAGGGGAAUCAUGAUGGAAUAUUUCCGUCAUGUGUCCUUAAGGGGUUAACAGCAUUUCAACUCACCUACAUCUGUUCACGUGGCCAGAAAAAGUAGAAAAGAACCUUAGAUUGUCGGCUUCAAUUCGAAGUCCACAGUUCUGCCCACAGAAUUGCAGUCCGCUUUUAAUUAUGCAUAGAGAACACACUUUGUCAAGUAUUUAGGUGUUAAAAUGGCUCAGUCUCUGAAGUUGAUGUGUAAAGUCAACAAUGUGCCCCUGAUCCAGUCAGUAAAACAUGAUUUACACUCCUGGAAGCAUCUGCAUCUUUGCUGGUUGGGUCGCAUAAGUACUGAAUGAAAAUGGUUGUCGCAUAAGUACUGAAUGAAAAUGGUUGUUCUGCUUGUUUGUUUCUUAUUUCAGAGAAUACUACAAUGUCAUGUUGCUUUCUCAGGCCAUCUAACUACACACUCCACAGGGUACGGUGCAGUGGGUAGACUUGGAGGCACAUUCUUUGCCUUCUCAUCUAUAGUCAAAUUGACUAUGAAUACCGAAGUUGCUCAGGCCAGGUUUGCCUGUUUGCUCAUCUAAUACUAAGCAAUCAGUCCAGGUAUGGAACUCUAUAAUGUCCAGAUUUGGGAUGUCAAAAGACAUCUCACUGCAGGCCAUGCUCGGAUCCCUGCUUAUUCUUACACCACAUUUGAGAAUGCCUUGGUUACGGGGAGGUUUGAUGCACUGAUAGACAGAUUCUCCCAUUUCCAGAUUUAGCUCCUAAGUACCACCUUCCAUCAGCAGCAAUAUUUACGUACCUACAAAUUGAGAAUAUCCUCACUAUAUAUGUAUAACUUUUUUGACAUGCGUUUUUCUGGAUUUUUUUUUGUUAUUCUAUCUCUCACUGUUAAAAUACACCUACCAAUAAAAUUAUAGACUGAUCAUUUCUUUGUCAGUGGGCAAAUGUUCAAAAUCAGCAGGGGAUCAAAUCCUUUUUUCCCUCACUGUAGAUUAUAUAAACUGUGUUAAAGGGACACUAUAGUCACUCAGACCACUUCAGCUCAAUGAAGUGGUCUGGGUGCCAGGUCCCUCAGGUUUUAACCCUUCAGAUGCAAACACAGCAGUUUCAGAGAAACUGCUAUGUUUACAUUUGGGGUUAAGCCAGUGUCUAGUGGCUGUCUUCCGGGCAGCCACUAGAGGCGCAUCUGCGACGCUGGAGGCAUAUUAUGCCUCCAUCGCGCAGAGCGUCCAUAGGAAAGCAUUGAGAAUUGCUUUCCUAUGGACACUUUGAAUGCACCGCGCAUGUGCAUUCGGCUCCGCUGACGUCGGACGGGAGAGCUGACGUUGGAGUGGGAGGAGAGGUCACCAGCACCGAGGGAGCCUGGCGCUGGAAUAAGGUAAGCUGCUGAAGGGGUUUUAACUUCACCCUUCAGCUCCACGGGAGAGGGACCCUGAGGGUGGGGGCACCCUCAGGGCACUAUAGGGUCAGGAAAACCGAUUUGUUUUCCUGCCACUACAGUGAUCCUUUAAAGGGACACUCCAGGCACCCUGACCACUUUUUCCCAUUGGAGUGGUCUGGGUGUCAAUUCCCACUACUCUUAACCCUGCAAGUGUAAUUAUUGCAGUUUUUUUAAACUGCAAUAAUUACAUUGCAGGGUUAACUCCACCUCUAGUGGUUGUCUAUUAGACAGCCACUAGAGGGCACUUCCUGGUUUCUAAACCUGUGCUAGAGCGUUGCUGGACGUCCUCACGCUAUGUAUUUUCAAUGCUUUCCUAUGGGGAGCGCUAAUGCGCAUGCGCAUUAGGUCUCCCCAGCCGGUGGGCGGGAUCAGUCUCACCCACCAGCCGAUGCAAUGCAGAGGAGGAGCGGCGGAGGAGGAAGCAGCGACAAAGGACAUCGUCACUGCCUCAGGUAAGUUACUAAAGGGGUUUUCACCCCUUCAGCAACCAGGGAUUGGGUGGUGGAAGGGAGAGGGGACUUGCAGUGCCAGGAAAAUGGAUUGUUUUCCUGGCACUGGAGUUUCCCUUAAAGUAUUGUUUUGAUGUUUUCAUGAUUUAUAUGGUAAAAGUUAUGCACCUUGAUUUCUCACUUCUGUCAUUAUGCGAAUCGACUGUAUGUCCUAAAAGUCAAGAAAAUUCAAGUCACUCAACAAAAAAAAAGUAAUCUUCCUAAUCAGAGCACCAUGCAUUGAUUUUCCUACAUUAAUUGCUAUCCAUAGGCACGUAAACUGACUGAAGAUGUUUUUAUCCCUUGACCUCAUUAAAGAGUUACCUACUAUUGAGAAUGUUUUUUAUUAUAAAAUGGUAGGUUUUAACGGCAACAUGUAAAAUGUGAAUGCCGUCGCUGGGUAGCAGUUUUGCUGUAAGCAAAAUAAAUUCAAGACAGCUAUCCAUUACGGUUGUUUCCAAGGUAGUCAGAAGAUCUUGUAAGCCUUCACUUUUUAAUCUAAUUAAUAGCAUGUGUUGUUAAGACACCCCUGGCACAAAGGAGUGAAACCGCCGUUUAGUUAAGCUUCCCCUUUCGCAAUAAUGCACGCUCCAUUCGUAUAUACUUCCACCGUACGAACUGCAACCAGGGGAAUGCGCCAAUCUCCCGAACGGGACCCGUACGGAUGCUCCAAGCUCCCGAACAAUAAUUCAUGAAUCGGGGCUAACAGCCGAACAAAUAUAUCCUCCAAGCGUCUUACGGUUCCAGCAAUCAGUCGCUAAGCGUGUGUAGUAAAUCCCCCCAAUAACGAGACCAAGCUCCGCAUUGAGGGUAAAACAAGAACUGGCUUUACUGUGGGCUACCCGCCGUAUUCAUGCAGGUCUCCCACUUGGUGGACACUCCCCUAGGGGACCAAAUGGGAGACUGUAAUUGCAGACAGACAAAUGGCCCUUUAAGACAUACAGGCACAAAAUAUACCCAUAAUGCAUCCCGAUUUCCUCCCCUCUGCCCUGGAGAUAAUUGAGAAGUAAUUCAAUUAUCUCCCAGGACAGAGGCAAAUCGCCAUUUUAAGUAAGACACAAAAAACACAUGAAAAUAAAUAAUUACACAACUAAUGAAAAUAUUACAUUUGUGCAACGUACCCCCAGAUAGCCUGGAUCUGAGUGCAUAUUCUUAGCGAAUAGCGCUCAGAUCCCAUACGCACAGUUCAAUCGCCAUGGAGUCAAAGUCUUUUACAGUCUUUCGGUAUGCGAUUGACUCCAUGGGAUGGCUAUCUGGGUUAAGUCCAUUCGUGUAAUCCAAACUCCCGAACGGCCGGUGUUCACAUGCCUUGUCGACUGAGAAGGGCGGUCUGUGGUUUCAGCGGUGUUCGGCAGAAAAAGUGUCAGUUUUUAGUUCCAUAGAAUCUGCGCCGAACACCGCUGGUCUUUCACAUGGUUUCAAAAAGCCGCCGCCUCGUGGUCGACAUACGAACGACGACCACCCUGCAUUCGGUUAUAAUUAAGAGGUGUCUGCGGUUAACCACAAUGUUCUAAUUGGGAUCAAGAGGUUAACCAGCAGCACACUUCUCUUCUGAGUGGCCGUCCGUUCGGUAAGUUAAUUCGGUAAAAAGUAAAACAUACGAAUAGGGGUAUACGGACAGGCAAUUCCAUGAAAGGAAGGCAAACUAGACGAACCAGCAAUAAUAGUUAUACAGAUGGGUCUGUCACAUGUGUCUCUUAUUAAUUUGGCAGCGUGUAAGUAUAAAAUAUAAGGUAUUAGACAUCUGAAGGGCUGAAAGAGUUAAGCAUGCUCUUCAGAUGUCUAGUACUGGCUAGACUUACUAGAUUGAAAAAAUGUGACAAGGCAUGUUAUCAUAUUACUAAUAUUUGCUGAUUAAAAGGUGUGAGAGGCAGCAUCAAUUAUCAAAUAUCAACUGUUUGGGUCUAGUCGUAAUAUGUAAGGAAUAGCAAGAGAACAAGAGAAAGAGUCAGGGGAGGAGGGAGAUGAUUGGAGACACAUAGAAGAGGUCUGAAAGUUAGGCACUAGGUAGGAGGCAAUAGAAUCAAAAUAUACUAGGUGGUAAAAAGGUGUUAGCAGAGAUUGAGAGAAAGAGAGACUUAUGUUAUGGCAAGUAAAACAAAAAUUACAGAUUGAGUAGUAAUCAAGAUUAACUAGAGGUGAUGCCUACCUGAAGUGUGAAAGGAAAUUACUUGGUAAAAGAGAGUGAAAGAAACAGAGUGAAGAGAGGUGAGAAAAAUAGAGGCAAUUAGAGGUGGGACACAAUAGGGUGACAGAUGAUGGACAAACAUCCUUGAACAAGCUCUAUUCAUGUUGAACAAUAAUUUGCAAAUGUCCACAAUGCCCGACAACUGGCAGAUGAUGCAGCUGAAGUAGUGAUAAACUUACAGACAUAUAUAAAUAUAUUUAUGUAAACAUAUGUGAGUGGUCAGGGACAAUAACUCAUGGGUGGUAUAAGUACCAAGAAGAGAAAAAUCAGUUAUAUGGUGCUUGAUAGCCAGCAUGAUGUGUGAUCCUGGAAGAGGUCAUCUUGGUGGAUUAUGAUAUAGUAUUUGGAAUUAAAUUGUUUGUGGUUAGUAACUAAUGUACAGUUUAUUUUUGUGACAGUGAUAAGUAUUUCUCUUUUUCAGAUAUGAUAUCAAGGCUCUCAUUGGCCGGGGCAGUUUCAGCAGAGUUGUGAGGGUUGAGCACAGAGCCACUCGACAGCCGUUUGCCAUAAAAAUGAUUGAAACAAGAGCAAAGGAAGGAAAAGAAGUCUGUGAAUCUGAACUAAACAUCCUUAGAAGAGUUAGUCAUCAUAACAUUAUUCAACUUAUUGAAGUGUUUGAAGCUCAGGACAGAGUUUACAUGGUUAUGGAACUGGCGACUGGCGGGGAGUUAUUUGACCGAAUCAUUGCUAAAGGUUCCUUUACGGAGAGGGAUGCAACCAAGGUUCUACAGAUGGUCUUAGAUGGCAUAAACUAUCUUCAUGGAUUGGGCAUAACGCAUAGAGAUUUAAAACCAGAAAAUCUUCUUUACUACCAUCCUGGGGCAGACUCCAAAAUAUUAGUCACUGAUUUUGGUUUAGCAAAAGCUGGAAACAAAGGCAGAGAUUGGUCUAUGAGGACAAUUUGUGGAACUCCAGAAUACAUUGCACCAGAAAUAAUUCUGAGAAAAUCUUAUAGCAAUGCUGUGGACAUGUGGGCCCUUGGAGUUAUCACCUAUAUAUUACUGAGUGGGUCCAUGCCCUUUGAAGAUGAAAAUCGUACAAGACUUUACAGGAUGAUCAUUAAAGGCAAAUAUAGCUAUUUGGGUGAUGUGAGUAUACAAAUAAGUGUUUUUUUUUUUUUUGUGGAUAUAUUUUGAUUGCUUUGAAACAGACAUAGAGGGUUACUGAAAAGAAAAUAGGAGUUAUAAAAAUAUGGCAAUUGAUAAUUAGUAAAUCACACACAAGCACAUAUUUAUCUCAAUAAACAUGCAUAUCCAUCACUCAUUAUCGAUAUAAAUGACAGUAUUAAUCCACGUCAUCAAAACAACCUAACCCAUAUACCCUACAAUAAAAUGAAAUGUCCUUACUUAUUUAAAUUAGCCUAGCUUUAAAAGGAACAUUGCAAGCGCCAUAACUACUAGAGAUCAUUGUAGUGUCUUUUUUGCCAGUCCUCCAUUUUCUGGGAAAUUUAAUUAGUUUUGUUUGGCAAACCCAGUCCAUAUAUUGUGGCACAAAUAAUACAGAGGUAUCAUUUCAACAUUAACUAUUAGUCCUUAAAAAAAGUAAUUAUAACCAUGACAACCACAAUGAUCUCAAGUGGUUUCAACACGUAUAUUGCCCCUUCCAGAAACCACCAAUAGAAAACAAUUCCAUUCCAUUUCGGCAUAGAGUCUCUAUGGACUAGAUAGCGAUGAUUGCAUGGUCAUUUGCCUUGAAGGUUAAAAAGCAUUGACGAUAGCACAGCUGUAAUCAAAACCAUUCAAAAUCAGGUUUAAAUAUUUUUAAAAAUAUUGUAAUAUAUAUAUAUUUUUAAAAAAAUUUAAAUAUUAAAUUGAGGCCUGUUUUUUUUCUUUUUUUGUUCGUCAAAUUUGUUGUGUUUUAAAUAACAAGAUAAAGAAAAGCAACUUUAUGUCACAUUUAUCUCUUUGAAGGACACCUAAAGACAAACCAGAAAGUUAAUUAUCUUUGCUUUUUUCAUACAAAACACUAUGUGAAAUCUGAUCUGACUGUUGACUGACCUCACUUGUCUAUUAAUUUCUUGAGCAAGGAAAAACAAUUAACAUUUCUUUUUUUUGUAAGCAGAAGUGAUUAAAAUUAAAAUAGUAAAGGUAAAGUAAUAACAUUUACACAACAAUAACUUGCUGUUUGGACCUAUUUUGAUUACAAAUAUAAUAAAAUAUAUAAAGUAAGUCAAAUAGGGUAGGGCAUGUUGUUCCCAAGUCAAGAGGCUGUUAGUUACCCAAGAAACUCUCUCUGAUUUUCCUAAAUAUGUGAAAAAAGUUUGAACCAAUUUGUGUUCAGACAAUGUUUGCUUUAAUUUUGAUCUUCAGAUUGGUGCAAACCAUUCUACAGUGUGACUUCAUCAGAAUAACCCCUGGAUUGAGACACAAACAAAAUAAUUCAAAGUUAUAUUGAAUGUCCCUAAUAUACUCAAGUGAUAAAAAAGUUUCUCACUGGACCAGCUCUUAAAAACAUUAUUAAAAUGAAAUCAGGGUCCCUUAGAUCCCAUAAUAUACAGGGGUAGAAGUGGUGUAAUCCCACUCUUUAGCUAGUCAACACAGUGGUGAUAUGGACUACGUUUUUCUCACCUAGUGGUUCCCUAUUUUGCUGAAUGAAGUUAAUUAAAUGAAUGGAGAAUCAACUGGACCCCCUAACAGUGAGAUGGGGCCUCCUCAAUAACAAUGGAUUCUCUAUAAAAAAUCAUAGAGGUCCAGUGUAUCUCAUACCGUUUAGGAGAAAGAAGAGUCUAGUUUACACCACAGAUGGAAAAUAUGUUAUUUUUACAUGAGUUACCUUUUGGCAUUUUAAUGUACAUUUGGUUAGCGGCAAGCUCUGUUCUUAAUGAACUGAGAAAACAUUCAAGUUAUAAUAUACAUGUAUGACUAUAAUAAUGACGUUAAAAUAGGUUAGAUUUUAACCCCUUUCUUCCUUAUCCCAUAAAUGCAUGAGAUGAAUUUCAUUUUGUACUUCAAUGAUAAACUAAAUCUUGCCUGUAAAUCCUAGCAUACAUCCCUUUUACUCUUGCACUGAUCUUCAGGACCCUAUGAUUACAUUACAACGAGGGAAAAUUACAAAAUAAUAAGCUUAUUUGGGGAUAUACUUCUUUUUCUUCUUAUACCUUGGUCCUAAGGUCCUAGGCGUUACAUGCAGAGAUCACUAGGAACAUACAUAUAUAUAUUUUACAUGGUGGUUAGACUAUUUUACUACUGGCAACUUAAUUUCAAGUACAAAUAAAUGGUCCUUUUGGCCAACAAAACUCACAGAUCUCAGCAUGAUUGGUCGUGCUCAUGUGCAUCUUGCGAUAUAUAAGCUGGAACUUCAAAUAUGUCUGUAAAUUCUAUCAAGAGCAGGAUAAACCAUAAUGCCAACCUAUGCAGAUCUUAGUCCUUCUCUGCCUCCACUAGUUUGACAUGUGCAGCUUGAGGGAGUAUUUACAGAGAUCUGAGCAUGUCUAAGUGAUAGAAACUGUUUCCCAUCACGCUAGUGCCUCAUAUGACAACUGCUGUGUCUUACUGCAAACUACAAGAAUUAUUCUAGUCCAGUGGACCAACCAAAAGAGCAUUGAGAUUGUGCAUCACCAGCUCAUGCACAAAUCCAAACAGUGCUGGGCUAACCUUGGUCCAGAUCUCAGAUCUAUGAGUUCCUGCCUGUUACAUCACUUGUGCUGCACUUUGUCAGUAGACAUCACAAUGUUAUUCCUAUUUUAAUCCACAGAAAAUUGUUGUGAGACUGCAGUCCACAACCUUUACACACCCAGCAGCUUGGCAACCACUAAUAUCCUGGACGGUCAGGGCUUAAUGUACCUCUCUAUGGAGGUAACCUUUUCUACUUAGGAUUUAGUUAUCUAAUAUGUGCUGUUGAAAUAUUUUUGUAAUGUUAUAGAAUUGUCCACAACCUUCCUUCAAAGUUCUAUUGAGUUGUGUAAAGCUCUUUAGCUAAACUACAACUCUAACAGUUGCUCUGACACACACCGCAGUGCUAUUAGAUACGGCAGGUUAGGGGAAAGGAAGCUGUAUGAAGGAAGCAUAAUAAAAAAGCAUAAUAUAGAAUUGGCAAUAUAGAUUGAUGAAGCGCAGUUAGGAAGCAGAAUGCUGCGAAACAUGUUUGUGAUUGCAAAAACUAUACAAAAUUGGACAUUAAAAAACACAGCAGUAUUUGGCUAAAGGCUGUAAAAUGCCUCAACGUUAUGUUGGUGUUGCGAAUAUCAGUUUAAAUGUUGUAUAAAUAAACAUGUAUUAUAUAAAUUAUCUUUAUUUAUCAGGGUCUUCGCAUCAUGUAUAAUUUUACCCAUCCAUAUUACAUGCUUGAUGAAACUUCAUGUGAUGUGUCAGCAGAUUUUAAAAAUUCUGGAUGUGGUGUGUGGAUGUGGAUGUCUGUGCAGUUCUAUGACUUUAUAUGUUCUUUGAUUGAGCGUGUACAUGGUUAGUGAUUGCUCGUUUUAUUGUAAAUGAGUAUUUCAGAUGUAAUAGUUGUUAAUCUCUAGUUCUAAUUAUCACAUUUUCCUUUGUAGUGCUGUCUCUGCUUUAGAAUCAUGUUCUUGCAGUAUUACUUACUGUAUAAGUAUAAUAUAGAAAAGAAAACAGUUAUAGAAAUAACAAGAUGUAAGCUUCAGAGUCCGCUGAAAAAAAGAGCUCCCAAGACAUGGAGCAUAGUAAUUAAGUCAUUAAUAAUGGAAACAUGUUACAGUGUGUGUGUGUGUUUUGUUUUUUUAAAUAUACCUGUAAUUAUGGUGUUGUUGGGUACAGGGAAACAUUUCCUAAUGCUGGCAGUUAUCUGGGUGCUUUUUGUAAAUGGUAUCAUAAACAAUAAAAUAUGUUCUAAUAAGCUGAAUAUACAGGGAAGGAAAAGGGUAUUUGAUCCCCUGCUGAUUUUGAACUUUUGUCCACUGACAAAGAAAUGAUCAGUCCAUAAUUUUAAUGGUAGGUGUAUUUUAACAGUGAGAGACAGAAUAACAGAAAAAAAAAUCCAGAAAAAUGUAUGUCAAAAAAAGUUAUAAAUUGAUUUGCAUGUCAAUGAGUGAAAUAAGUAUUUGACCCCCUUGAGUUAGUACUUGAUGGCAAAACCCUUAUUGACGUUUCUUGUAGCUGGUGACUUUUUUGACUUGCGUUUUUCUGGAUUUUUUUUUGUGGUUUUUCUGUCCCUCACUGUUAAAAUACACCUACCAAUAAAAUUAUAGACUGAUCAUUUCUUUGUCAGUGGGCAAACAUUCCAAAUCAGCAGGGGAUCAAAUACUUUUUUCCUUCAGUGUACAUGGUUUGAUUUAACAUUUUCAAGUGCAUUUGUGGGGAAAAGACAGAAUCAUGAUGACAAUGACCUGAGACUGUACUCACAAAUGUACACAUUUAUUUACACUAAUGCUGCAUACUCAAAAUAUAUACAUUAACCCCUUAAGGACUGAGGAAAUUGUACACGUUCUGAUUAAAACAAAAUGUAAACAAAAAACUGGAAUUUGCGCGAUAUGUCUGUUCAACCAUAACUUGACUCUUUCAUAUUAAGUGCACCCACACUUAUUAUAUAUUAUUUUGUUCAGACGAAACCUUAAUGUCACAUUAACUAUUCAUAUAUAAAACAUAAUUUAUUUUGAAUAAAAUCUAAAAAAGUGUGAGAAAUUAAUUUAUUGAUUUAGUUAAAAUUUGUUUCGUUCUGUGUGGCAUUAUAACUGUGAAUGGCAUAAUACUAUUAGCUUUUACUGCAAUAAAAUACAUAUUUUAUUCAGUGAUGUCUCACCAGUACAACAGUACAACAUUUUUCAGUUUAUACACAUUGAAAUUUGCCAGACUGGUUAUGUUGCCUUUGAGACUAUAUCGUAACCCAUGAAUGAGAAUUAUCCCCAUGAUAGCAUAAUAUUUGAUAAAGUAGACAACCCAGGAAAUUCAUUAUAUUGUUGUAUUCGGGAGGCUUUGCUGAACACAAAUAUUAGUAUUUAAAAACUGUAAAACAUAUCACAACAAUGAUAUAAUUAGUGAAAGUGCCGAUUGUGUGAAAAAUUCAAAAAGCGCCACUUUCACUGACAAUAUCAUCGUUGUGAUACGUUUUACUGUUUUGAAACACUAAUAUUUGUUCAGCAAAGUCUCCUGAGUAAAACAGUACCCAUCAUGUACAGCAAGCAUGUCAAACUCAAAGGCUAGUAAGGGCCAAAUAAAUAAGGUUUAAGUUUAUGUGGGCCGCAAAAAACCCCACAAAAACUUAAUUUUUCAUAGAAAAGUAGGUUUCUUUUAAAAAGUACAGUGUAUAUAUAUAAAAAAAACAGCGGCCCCUUCUACUAAACCCCCUGUCUCAUGUCUACUCAACUAAAGACCCCCUCGUCUACUAAACCGCCGCCCCCGUCUACUAAAUCCCAGCCUGCCUUUGUCUACUAAAUCCCAGUCCGAUUUACUAAAUAUUAGUACCCCCUCGUCUACUAAAUCCCAGUCCCCACAUCUAGUAAACCCCUGCCCCUGUUUAAAAAAACAAAACAAAAAAAUUUAGCCAACAAGCAGUGUCCGAAGUUCACCUUUAAAAAAGCAGAUCCUCCCAUUACUCCUUGAAACCCUCACACACACUCUGAGACUGAGACACACUCACUGACAUACACACAUACACUCACAGACACAUUCACUGAUAGACACACACUGAUAGACACACAGGCUCCCUCACAGACACACUCACACACUCACUCACAGAAACACACAAUCACUAAUACGCACAGGCUCCCUCACAGACACACACUGAUAUACACACUCAGCCACACAAACAGACACACACAAAGACAGACACACAGCCAUGCACACAGACAGCCAUGGACACAGACUCACAGACAGACAUACACACAGACAGCCAUUCAGCCAGACAUACACACACACACACACACACAGCCAUACAGACAGCCAUGGGCACAGACAGCCAUGGACACAGACAGCCAUACAAACAGCCAUGCACACAGACAGCCAUACACACAGACAACCAUACAGACAGACAUAGACACAGACUCACAGACAGCCAUACACACAGACAGUCAUUCAGCCAGCCAUACACACACACAGACAGCCAUGGAUACAGACAGCAAUACAGACAGCCAUUGACACAGACUCACAGACAGUCAUACACACAGACAGCCAUUCAGCCAGACAUACACACACACACACACAGACUGCCAUACACACACACACACACAGCCAUACAGGCAGCCAUGGACACAGACAGCCAUGGACACAAACAACCAUGGAGGACACAGUUAGCCAUGCAUACAGACAGCCAUGCAUACGUAGCCAUACAGACAGCCACGGACACAGACAGCCAGGCACACAGACAGCCAUUGACACAAACACACAAACACACAUUUCCCCCUCAACACUGUUUUUUUUCCAUUUUUUAUUUAAAUCCACCCAGCCUCCCUACCUUUGGGAGAUCUGGGUGGAUUUCUUACCUGGGGUCUACUGGGGCUGCCGGGCAGGCGGGCGGACAGGCGGUGAGGGAGCGCUGAGUGUAAGCUCUCUCUGCUCAGCUCCCUCAGACCGCCACAGAGUGAGGUCGGGAGCCAGAGUGACGUAAAAUUCUGGCUCCUGGCAUCACUGCGUGGAGCUGAGUAGGGAGAGCUUACACUCAGUGCUACCUCGCCGUGGGCUGCAGGCCGCAAACAUAUUAGUUGUGGGCCGCGAGUUUGACAUGCAUGAUGUACAGGUUUUAGGGUGGCUUAAAAAAGUUACAGGGUUAAAUUUAGUGCUAGUUAAUUAAAAUCUCUGGACUUUCUGUCUGGGUUGUCAGGCAGGUUCUUUAAAUUGUAAAUAAUACAAUUUACUUCAUUAUGUAAAAAUAUUACGUAAAUAUGCACAUAGAAUUUACAUAUAUAUGCAUAUUUAUAUAUUUGAAGUCUACUUGUAUAUUUAUAAAAUUAUUUAUGUAAUUAUAUGUAUAUAUAUGUAUAUAUUUAUAUUUUUGUAAAUUAUUUUUUAUUUAUUUGUGUAUAUAUAUAUAAUUUCAUUCCAAGUGUAUUUUGAUAUGAAUACUUAUUUAUAUUCAUAUCGUAAUACAGUUAGAGUAAAAAAAUUUAUAUACAUAUAAUUUAAAAAAAUGUUUUAAUUUAUUUGUUUAUUUUUAUGUAUUUAUUAUUAUAUAUUUUAUCAUAAUAUAUAAAUACAAUAUAUAUAGUUAUAUACACCAGAGAAUGUGGAAAUAUAGGCUGCACUCACGGUCUUUCAAUUCGAUUCAAAGUGCUUUAUUUCAUAAGAAAGUAGAUCGAUGUUUUAUCCUGAGGAAGGUCCCUGCGUGGACCAAAACGUCGAUCUAUUUUCUUAUGAAAUAAAGCACUUUGAAUUGAAAGACCGUGAGUGCAGCCUAUAUUUCCACAUUCUCUGGUGUAUAUCAAGAUCCCCAAAAGGACUGGCACAUGGCAAAUUAAAUGAUUGCUUCAAAAGAAUAAGGACCUUUAAACGUGAGUGCAAGGAAACAUAUAUUGAUGGUUUUUAUUUUAUAAUAUAUUUGUAUAUGUGUGUGUAAUUUAAUUCUAAGUGUAUUUUUAUAUUAAUUUAUGUAUAUAUCAAUAUGAAAACACACUUAAUAUGACAUUAUAUAUACAUGAGAUAUAUAUAUAUAUAUUAUAAAUAUAGAUAUAAUAUAUGUAUGUAUAUAUCAUAUAGAUACAUAUAUUAUUAUUUUUUUAUUUACUAAUUCAUUUUAUUUAAUUUUUUUCAGCAGCAGGUAGACUGUCUGACAGCACAGGCAGUCCCCCUGCAAGCAGACACACAGACACCUAUUGCGGCCUUGUGACCACUCUGUUAGAGCGAUCACAUGGCCUGUGGGGGACUAAUUUGCUGGGGGGGAAUGUCUGGGCUCUCAGGCAGUCCCCCCAGACGGGGAACAAUGCCGAUCGUCGGUGGGGGAAUGGCCACGAUUAGCUGAGUGGUGUGGACGGCAGGGACAUUCUAUGCUGCCCGCCGGCAUUUAGGUCCAGCUUCUUAAGGACGGCAUAGAACGCCUGGCAUCCUUAAGGUGUUAAAGAGUUACUUCAACCCUUUUUAAAAACUUUUUUUAUUUUUAUUUAUAAUUGGGGAUGAGUAAUUAGGUUCCUCUAUUAUAAACCUGUAGAACAAGCAUUGAAAUUUCCCUUGGCUUGUUUCCAUUCUUCCUCCGAUGUCACUGCUUCCCUCUCCUUAGUCUAAUCAAAUGGUUCUCAUAGAAAAGCAUUUCACUGGAUCACUCUCACCUACUCAGAGUGUAUGUGCAUGCACUCUGGAGGGAGUGGAGAGAGCGGGCGUGGACAAGAGACAGAGGGAAAGAAUUAAUGUUUUUUUUUUAAAAAGGACACAAUAAAAAAUGUAGAAAGACAGGGAGGGCUGGACUGGAAGGACUCAAAUGAGAGAUGGAGGGAGAGAAAGAGGGAAGCUCCCAGUGCUGACCGCAAGGAUUGAAUUUCAUUACAACUGUCAUUGGUGCCCUAUGUGAUCUCAUGACAGAAGUCAUUUGUUGGUACCGUUAUAACAUUAGGCAGUCUGGAACAAAGUCACAUGUGUUGGGGGUGUAAUAAGCCCCUGUAAGGAAACCAAGUACAUUUAAACCUCAUUCGGUAGUUUCCUCCCGAACCGCCAGAGUGAUUAUAGCCCUCCGUUCGGUAGAUAAGGUAGACGAAUCCUAUAGUAAUUCCAAUAGCUUCACCAGAUAAUUCCCUUAGUGAAACACACGAAUCCCCAAACAUCAGCCGAAGUCAAGAAGAAGGGUACAAAAUGAACUGUCCUUUAAUGGGUGCACACAGCUUUUAUGCAAGUCCCCAUGCAAGGGGACAGCCCUCAGGGAGGGACAAACAAUAGCCAAUCAUAAACAGUAAAAAGUUAACACACACCUACAAUUCCCUCCCCUAGCCCAGGAGAUAAUUUAGUCUGAUAAAAUAGUAACUUAAUUAUCUCUGGGCUGAAAAAUCACUUUUUUCCCCAACUUUCAGAACACCCCUUUAUACUGGGGGUAUCCCCAUAAAUUAUGUGUCCCCUGAUAGCCCUGACCUGGGUGACCAACAUAUUCAAAUUUCACCCAGAUCGGUUCAGGGGUUCGCAAAUUUUAUGGAAGUCUUGUGUGACCGGCACCCCCUGGGCUGCAUGCCCAAAACAGUUCCACGAAUUUGGUGGGUUUUGCCGGUCACGUUCGAAAAACAUAAAAACGAAGAAAAGUACCAAAAUGGAUCCCUCUGGCUCCUAGCAGCGUUCGUGCCCCUCUGUCGAAUGCACCAAAGUACCGAAUAGCGCUCUUCUAGCUAUUCGGUAAGUAGAGUUCCAGUGUUCGUCUGUUUGGGACCGGUGUUCGGGAAGUCGAGUGUCCACAAAACAGUUCCAUGCACUCGACGACCAGGUCCCGCUGCCUUUGUUUGCAUGAACAAAGAUGGCCGCGGUUUUCUCUGCCAAGUGGCCUUCGACUAACGAACGCUGACCGCACAGACAGAGGUAGCAAUUUCACCUAAAUCUUUGAUGUUUAAUGAGCCAGAGGGUGGUCCCGGUUCGGUAGUUUCAUCUACCGAAUGCAAUAGGCAGUACAUAAAGAAUAAAAUGGGAAUGCACACUGUAAAUCACAUAGAAAUAGGGGAAUUUCUUCACAGCCCCUUGCACAAAAGUGCAAAUAUUGAGCAGACAUGUUGCACAAAAAGAUACCUGUAUAAACAGAAAACAGUGAAGUGCCGAUCAAGCAGAUUGUAGCAGAGGCCGGGAUUGGCUCCCCGCACUGCUAACGGGAGGGUAGUCAUAGAAAUGACAUUAACUAUCGUGCAAGAUAGUCACAUGUGUCAAAUAUAAAGGAUAGAUAGACUGACAGAGAGACAGACAUAUAUAUAGAUAGAUAGAUAGAUAGAUAGAUAGAUAGGGGAACUAGAGCUCCAUCAGUGUUGAGCAUAGAGCACCAUAUAUAAGUGAUAGAGUACCCGAGGUUUGUCAGUGUGACUUGUGCCCACUCUCAGUGUGUAAUUCAUUUAAAGAGCAUGUGUCCCCAGAGGAAGUCCUGGAAUAGGGGAAGUCCUGGAAUAGCUUUUUCUUGAGGAUGUAACAUAAAAUAAUAAUAUGCAUUUCUUUUUUUUUUUUAAACAUCAGAAAGGUAUUUAUCCCAUAGAUUUGUGCCAUUGUGUCUUAAUAAUAUAAUAAAUACCAAUUCAUCAUAUGUUGUUAUAUAUAAUUAAAUUUCUAUUAAAAUUGUACUUUAUUUUAUUGGACGUAAGACCGGCUAUAGGGUAUCAGUAUCUAUCCUAUUGUACCUUCGUAUUCUAUAUUAGCCAGUAUGUUGAGACCUUGCUUCCUCUAUAGUCAUGCCUUAUAAAACUUAACAUAUAAUACAUACAAGACAAACUACUCAUUCAAACAGUGAAUAAUAUGCAUUUCAACAUCUCAAGGGUGUAUUGAUUUGCUUAAUGGGACACUAUAUGCAUCCAGACCAUCUCAUCUCAUUUAAGUGGUCUGGGUGCAGUGCCCCUGUUCCCCUAACCCUGCAAUGUAAAACAUUGCAGUUUUACAGGAACUGUAAUGUUUAGAGCCACUACAGGUGCUUCCUGCAGUUUCAUAGAGUUUGACACCGGGAAAUGAUGCUUGAGUCAAGCUUUACUAUGAGGAAGGCCUAAUGCACGUGCAUGGACAUUCGGUUCCCACAUAGGCUGAUGUUAGAGGAGCCUGAUGCAGCACUGAGGGUCUCUGGCACUGGAAACAGGUAACUGAUAAAAGGUUUAUUUAACCCAGGGAGAGUGAAUGGGUACGGGAGCAGCUUUGUAUUCCUAAUACUAUAGUGCUCCUUCAAUGACACUCUUAUACUGCAAUUUUUUUGAUGCCACAAUAUAUUCCAGUUUUAGUAUGAAUACAGCCAUGAACUAGGGAAAUUAAACAUUAACUGAGGAUCAUUUGUGUAUAACCGGUGCAGCAGAUGAAAAAAGAAAAAUAUUGAUUACAUAUUAAUAAUGAACAUGGUAAUAUUUUGAACUGUAAUUUUAGAUGUUUUAGAAAUUCUAACUUACAUUUCCAGAUUCUAUAAGUCCAGUUUUGAAUUUUUAGAAUCAUAAGUAAAAUCCGGUAUAUAAAAUUUUCAUAUUGUUUCUUCUAGCCUUGGCCCAAUGUUUCAAACCUUGCAAAGGACUUUAUAGACCGUCUACUUACAGUGGAUUCUAAUGAUCGAUUAUCGGCAGCCGAUGCUUUAAAGCAUCCCUGGAUUAAGACAAUGGCUGCAUCUUCAUCAAUGAAAAAUCUUCAUCGAUCUAUCUCCCAGAACUUGAGACGGAGAGUGUCUUCUCGGUGCCAUAGCUCCAAAUCAGAACAGUCGAUGAAGUCUGGCAAUUCAAAUCGUUCACGCAAGAUGAAAGAAAUACUAGAACGAAACCGGCGUUAUCAGACACAUACUGUGCACAAUGAUGUCUUGUAA
Messenger RNA from Pelobates cultripes (western spadefoot toad), 44149 nucleotides. The record is from the annotation of a GenBank genome assembly. NCBI's taxonomy places the organism in Eukaryota, Metazoa, Chordata, Amphibia, Anura, Pelobatidae.